GCCCGCGCCGCGGCCAACGAGAAAGCACUGACAACUUGACAAGUCAGCUGUCAAGUUGAAGUUGAAACCGGAAGUCUGCGCGAGAGUUGCGAAAACUUCGUACAAAUAAUGACCUUUGCGUAGAAAGUUAGGAACAAUAAAAACUAGUGUUAAGGAUUAACGUUAAGUGUAGCAAUGUAUUUAGCAUGGCUAACGUUUCUAGUGCUGGCUACAGAGGGUUGGGCGCAGGACGACGACGACGACGGGCCCUACCGCGGCAAGCUGCUCGGGAAACUCAACUCCUACCAUCACCAGGUGACGGGUGAGGUGUAUGCGGUGGAUGACUGGACGCUGCUUCUGGUGAACUUCAACUAUGAUGGCACAGGGGAUGACACCUUCUUCUGGGCUGGUGACUCAGCACGGCCUGGCCCACAGGGCUUCAUUGUGCCUGAUGAACACGGCAAGACCAACAUCCUGGAGCGGUACUACAAUGCCGAGGUGCGCAUCUCGCUGCCGGAGGGCAAGCGCGUGUCGCGGCUGAAGUGGUUCGCGGUGUACGACAUCGCGUCGCAGAACGCGUUCGGCGACGUGUACGUGCCGGAGGAGUUCGAGGCGCCGGCGCCGCAGACCGCCGCGACCCUGGCCGGGACCGGGGUCUCCAGUGCCACCCUGCAGCUACUCGACGCCAAGACUAUCCUGGUGCCGGAGUUCCGGUACGACGGCGCGGGCGGCGAGGCGUACUUCUGGGCCGGCGCCGGCCCGCAGCCCAGCGCGCGCGGCUUCAAGCUGCCCGACGAGUACGGAUAUCUGGAGCCGAUCCCCGCGUACCGCGGCGCGGACGUGCGCCUGACGCUGCCGGGCGCGCACACGCUGUUCACGAUCAGCUGGCUCGCCGUGUGGGACGCCACCGCGCGGCGCGCGCUCGCCUCCGUGCUGCUGCCCGAGCGGCCCAACGUGCCCCCGGCGCUCACCACCCUGCACCCGCACAGGUCGACGCUGCCGUCGUGCCGCCAGCUGCACCGCGACCUGCAGGUCAGCUGGGAGGUGUUCGGCAACCAGCUCACCAUACAACUCGCCGGAAAGAUCGGCGAUAACGAGUACAUGGCGUUCGGGAUAUCGGGGUCGAGCGCGCGGUCGCAGAUGCUGGGCGCGGACGUGGCGGUGGCCAGCUUCGAGCCCAAGUUCCAGCGCGGCCGCGCCACCGACUACAACAUCACCGCUCUAGCACCGUGCGUGCAAGUGUUAGGACAAUGGCGCGGCGUGUGUCGCGACGAGCGGCUGGGAGCGCAGGACUCCAACCAAGUGUUCACCGCCUCGCGGACAGAUGGCGUCACCGUCGUCACCUACAGGCGGACCCUGCAGCCCUCGGAGCCGAUCGACCGCGAGUGGGUGACGGACAAGCCCAUGUUCGUGGUGUGGGCCGUGGGGGCGCUCGACUCUGAAGACGAGCCGACGUUCCAUCGUCUCUGGCCGCGGGCCGACGUCGUGCUCAACAUCUCGCAGACUGCAGACCACUCCGCCGACGACUGCGUCGAGUUCAGCGUGGGCUCGUCAUCGGCGGCGACGCCGUGGGAGACGGCGGAGCUGUUCGACCCGGCGCUGCGCGUGUUCUCCUUCUCGCUGGGCCCGGCGGGGGGCGCGCGGGGCGUGGCGGGGCGGCGGGGGGAGGGCGGUGCGGGGGGUGCGGGGGGUGCGGGGGGAGGGGCGCCGCUCGCCUGGUACGUCAACGGCCAGCUCGCGCCCGAUCUACAGAUACGGAGGGGGCUGCAAUACACUUUCAAGGUGUUCGGCGGCAACAACCCGCACUCGGCGCACGAGUACCACCCGCUGAUCGUGUCGGUGGACCCGCGGGGCGGGCUGGAGCAGCUGCCCGAGGCGGCGCAGCGCGCGGUGCGGGUGCUGGCGGGCGUGCACUACACGCGACGCGGGCGGCUCACGGCCACGGCGGCGGGUCCGCUGUGCCUGGCGACCCCCGCGGCGGGCUCGGACCCCCGCCGCGCCGCCGACCACGCCACGUUCCGCGCCUUCAACCGCACGCUGCAGUGGAGCUGCGCGCCCGGCCCCGCCGCCGAGCUGCAGGUCGCCCCCAACGACACCUGGCCCGACCUCGUCUACUACAACUCCUUCACGCACGCCGGUGAGUCGCGUGACCCUUCAACCGCACGCUGCAGUGGAGCUGCGCGCCCGGCCCCGCCGCCGAGCUGCAGGUCGCCCCCAACGACACCUGGCCCGACCUCGUCUACUACAACUCCUUCACGCACGCCGUGGAGCUGCGCGCCCGGCCCCGCCGCCGAGCUGCAGGUCGCCCCCAACGACACCUGGCCCGACCUCGUCUACUACAACUCCUUCACGCACGCCGGUGAGUCGCGUGACCCUUCAACCGCACGCUGCAGUGGAGCUGCGCGCCCGGCCCCGCCGCCGAGCUGCAGGUCGCCCCCAACGACACCUGGCCCGACCUCGUCUACUACAACUCCUUCACGCACGCCGUGGAGCUGCGCGCCCGGCCCCGCCGCCGAGCUGCAGGUCGCCCCCAACGACACCUGGCCCGACCUCGUCUACUACAACUCCUUCACGCACGCCGGUGAGUCGCGUGACCCUUCAACCGCACGCUGCAGUGGAGCUGCGCGCCCGGCCCCGCCGCCGAGCUGCAGGUCGCCCCCAACGACACCUGGCCCGACCUCGUCUACUACAACUCCUUCACGCACGCCGUGGAGCUGCGCGCCCGGCCCCGCCGCCGAGCUGCAGGUCGCCCCCAACGACACCUGGCCCGACCUCGUCUACUACAACUCCUUCACGCACGCCGGUGAGUCGCGUGACCCUUCAACCGCACGCUGCAGUGGAGCUGCGCGCCCGGCCCCGCCGCCGAGCUGCAGGUCGCCCCCAACGACACCUGGCCCGACCUCGUCUACUACAACUCCUUCACGCACGCCGUGGAGCUGCGCGCCCGGCCCCGCCGCCGAGCUGCAGGUCGCCCCCAACGACACCUGGCCCGACCUCGUCUACUACAACUCCUUCACGCACGCCGGUGAGUCGCGUGACCCUUCAACCGCACGCUGCAGUGGAGCUGCGCGCCCGGCCCCGCCGCCGAGCUGCAGGUCGCCCCCAACGACACCUGGCCCGACCUCGUCUACUACAACUCCUUCACGCACGCCGUGGAGCUGCGCGCCCGGCCCCGCCGCCGAGCUGCAGGUCGCCCCCAACGACACCUGGCCCGACCUCGUCUACUACAACUCCUUCACGCACGCCGGUGAGUCGCGUGACCCUUCAACCGCACGCUGCAGUGGAGCUGCGCGCCCGGCCCCGCCGCCGAGCUGCAGGUCGCCCCCAACGACACCUGGCCCGACCUCGUCUACUACAACUCCUUCACGCACGCCGUGGAGCUGCGCGCCCGGCCCCGCCGCCGAGCUGCAGGUCGCCCCCAACGACACCUGGCCCGACCUCGUCUACUACAACUCCUUCACGCACGCCGGUGAGUCGCGUGACCCUUCAACCGCACGCUGCAGUGGAGCUGCGCGCCCGGCCCCGCCGCCGAGCUGCAGGUCGCCCCCAACGACACCUGGCCCGACCUCGUCUACUACAACUCCUUCACGCACGCCGUGGAGCUGCGCGCCCGGCCCCGCCGCCAAGCUGCAGGUCGCCCCCAACGACACCUGGCCCGACCUCGUCUACUACAACUCCUUCACGCACGCCGGUGAGUCGCGUGACCCUUCAACCGCACGCUGCAGUGGAGCUGCGCGCCCGGCCCCGCCGCCGAGCUGCAGGUCGCCCCCAACGACACCUGGCCCGACCUCGUCUACUACAACUCCUUCACGCACGCCGGUGAGUCGCGUGACCCUUCAACCGCACGCUGCAGUGGAGCUGCGCGCCCGGCCCCGCCGCCAAGCUGCAGGUCGCCCCCAACGACACCUGGCCCGACCUCGUCUACUACAACUCCUUCACGCACGCCGGUGA
This is a messenger RNA of Cydia fagiglandana, 3930 nucleotides long. RefSeq lists its product as uncharacterized. Lineage: Eukaryota; Metazoa; Arthropoda; Insecta; Lepidoptera; Tortricidae. The transcript has 19 exons. The coding region runs from base 175 to 3930 and encodes 1251 amino acids. The record is from RefSeq and is a predicted model, not a curated record.